This is a messenger RNA of Colletotrichum gloeosporioides, 975 nucleotides long. RefSeq lists its product as uncharacterized. The transcript is spliced from 2 exons. NCBI's taxonomy places the organism in Eukaryota, Fungi, Ascomycota, Sordariomycetes, Glomerellales, Glomerellaceae. The record is from RefSeq and is a predicted model, not a curated record. The coding region runs from base 1 to 975 and encodes 324 amino acids.
AUGCCAACGUCAACGCUCUCGCAGGUAACUUUUGUCAACGUUGGGCCCUUGACGACAACGUGGACCGCGCCCUCAGCAUGCGCGACGAUUACGCCACCUCCAUACCUGGCUCAAUCUUACCAGGCCGCUGCUGGCAUACCCUACUGGACAGAGGAUUGUGCCGCCCUAUUAACGGAUGAUCCUUUCAACGAAUGCGUGCCAUCUGCUACAAAGAUGAACGAGGAUUGGGCCUCGCGAAAGGAUAACCCACUGAUAGGCAACGCAGUCUACUACCACUCCCCCGGGACCGUUUGUCCUUCAAACUGGACAACUGUGGGAGUUGCUGCCAGAGGCGAUGGGACAUCUUACAGCCUUUCCGGCAUAUACGCUGACCCGACAUUCACCCUCAUCCAGACUGACAGCACGACAACACACUUCGUAACUCAGUCAGGGGUGGAGCCCGACAUACAGCCAGCAGCCAACAUGUUCAUGUCCGCGAUCGAGCCUCACGAGACCGCUGUAGCCUGCUGCCCAAGCGGAUACACGGCAAGGGCACUCGGUUUGGGGUGCUUCUCUUACAUCCCGCGAGAAUGGUACACUGCAACCACUGGCUGUCAGCUGAUUGUCGACAACGAUGUAUACACCCUCAUCGACAAUACAUACACAUACCACGGCCGGACGGUCACUGGCCGAUUCCCGUCUAUUAUUGCGUCCACCGCGACCCGGCACAUCGAAACUGAAACCAUCGAGCCUGAUGAAAGCUCGAGUUUCAUUGGAAUUGUGGUGACACCAGGGGUUACGUUGGUGAACAAGGCACAGGAUACGGGAUCUGGAACCGGAGGGGGUGCAAGCACAGCCAAAGGCCAAGCUGAUUCGACAGGAACACCGAAUGCCGCAGCAUUGACCAAAACGAGAGGAUCAGGACUUUCCGGCCUGGUUGUCAUGGUUUUAGGCGUUUCCACACUGGCUGGUGCAGCUUUGAUGCUUCCUUUGUGA